CUUCUGAGCUAGCGUAGUCGUAGCCCCGCCUCCUCAUUCGUCUCGGAUCUGCUGGCCAGCGGUUUGGGAGCCCACAGGUUUGCUCCGAAAGUAAAGGAUGCGCACCUGGGCUGGACCACAGUUCUCUGCACUCUCCCAAGAGCCACAGAAAAUGAACACACCUCAGGCAUCAGUGUCAUUCAAGGACAUAACUGUGGAGUUCACCCAGGAGGAGUGGCGGCAAAUGGACUCUGCUCAGAGGACUCUGUACAGAGAUGUGAUGCUGGAGAACUACAGCCACCUGGUCUCAGUGGGGUACUGCUUUACAAAACCAGAACUGAUCUUCACAUUGGAGCAAGGAGAAGACCCAUGGUUAUUUAAGAAAGAAUUUCUAAGAAAAGUCUCCCCAGAAGAAUACCAACCUAGUCAACUCUCAGAGAAGAGCCUAGAAAACCAAGGCAAAUAUUUGUGGCAAGUUUUAUUCACCAACAGAUCAUUGACUACAGAGGAAGAGUUUUCAGGAAAACCAUGUAAUCUGGACAUAAACAAUUUAACUCCAAGAACAAUGCCCUAUAAAUUUGACAGUACAGGACCUGCUUACCUACAUCUCAGCUCAGUGGCUCCACAUUGUCAGUAUUCAAGAAAGAAGGCUCAUGAGCUUAAUGUAUGUGAGAAAUGGCUCCUCAGUAUUAAAGAGGGAAGAACUAAUACUGGAGAGAAGUCUUUUGUUUGUAGUAAAAACGUGGAAGCCUUUAGUCAUAAAGAGAAGGUUACUCAGUAUCAGACAAUUCAGACUUUGCAGCAAGCUUCUGAAUACAAUGAAUGUGGAAAAGCUUUCCUUGAAAAGACUGUCCUCAUUACAUCUAAGAGUACCCACCCAAAAGUGAAAUCUUAUAAAUUUAAUAAAUUUGGGGGAAAACAAUGUGAUAAGUCAACUUUUAUGGUCUCUCAUAGCAAUAAUCCAGAGGAGAAGAGUCAUUAUGAGCUUAAUGAAUAUGAAUGUACUGAAAACAGAAAUAAUUUCAGUAGGGUCACUCAGAAAACUGACACAGAAGGGAAAUCUUUCAACCAAAAAUCACAAAUUAGAGAACAUCAGAAAGUUGACAUAGGAGUGAAACCCUUUGAAUAUGGAAAGAAUUUCAACCGUAAUUCAGCCCUCCCAGUGCAUCAGAGAACUCACACAACAGACAGAUCUGAUUAUGACACAUGUACAGAGACAUUAGUUUGUCAGUCAGCUUUCAACAUACAUCAGAGAACUCCUAUAACAGAGAAACCAUAUGAAUGUAAUGAAUGUGGAAAAUCCUGCUCUAUGAAUUCAUUUUUGAUUCAGUCUCUAGCAAGUCACACAGGGGAGAAACCCUAUGAAUGUCACACAUGUGGGAAAGCUUUCAGUGAGAAGUCACGCCUAAGAAAACAUCAGAGAACUCACACAGGAGAGAAACCAUAUAAAUGUGAUGGUUGUGAGAAGGCUUUCAGUGCAAAGUCAGGCCUAAGAAUACAUCAGAGAACUCACACAGGGGAGAAACCUUAUGAAUGUAAUGAAUGUGGGAAAUCUUUCAACUAUAAGUCAAUCCUCAUAGUACAUCAGAGAACUCACACAGGGGAGAAACCUUUUGAAUGUAAUGAAUGUGGAAAAUCUUUCAGCCACAUGUCAGGCCUAAGGAAUCAUCGGAGAACUCACACAGGGGAAAGACCUUAUAAAUGUGAUGAAUGUGGGAAGGCUUUCAAACUGAAGUCAGGUCUAAGAAAACAUCACAGAACUCACACAGGAGAGAAGCCCUAUAAAUGCAAUCAAUGUGGGAAAGCUUUUGGUCAAAAAUCACAACUCAGAGGACAUCAUAGAAUUCACACAGGGGAGAAACCCUACAAAUGUAAUCAUUGUGGGGAAGCUUUCAGCCAGAAAUCAAACCUCAGAGUGCAUCACAGAACUCACACUGGGGAGAAACCCUAUAAAUGUGAUGAGUGUGGAAAAACUUUCAGGCAGAAAUCAAAUCUCAGAGGACAUCAGAGAACUCACACAGGGGAGAAACCCUAUGAAUGUAAUGAGUGUGGAAAAGCUUUCAGUGAGAAAUCGGUCCUAAGAAAACAUCAGAGAACUCACACAGGGGAAAAACCCUAUAAUUGUAAUCACUGUGGAGAAGCUUUCAGCCAGAAGUCAAACCUCAGAGUCCAUCAGAGAACUCACACAGGGGAGAAACCCUAUAAAUGUGAUAAAUGUGGGAAAACUUUCAGCCAGAAAUCAAGCCUUAGAGAACAUCAGAAAGCCCACACAGGGAGUUAAACAUAUGAAUGUUAAGAAUAUGGAAAAACUUUGAGCCAGAAAUCAAAUCUCACAAUACAAAAGAGAAAGAAUCCUAUGAAUACAAUCAACACUUGCAAGUUCCUCUGUAAGAUACCAACCUUCACAAACAUCAGAGAACUUAACAGGACAGAAAUUCUUGGAAUAUAUUUUCUAUGGGCAGUAUUUCACCCAGAGUGCCGUCCUCAUUAUGGAUCAGAGAACUCAGCCAGCAAAGAAAAUGUAAAGAUAAUGAAUGUGAAAAAUACUCUGUACUCAAUCCUCAGAAAAAUCACACUGCAGAAAAGCUCUGGGAAUGAUCUGAUCCAGGACCACACUGUAUUUGACGUCACUCCCAUUUACCGGCUUCCGUCCUCCCUGGCUGUGCGGACGCGCCGGGUUUGCCCUCAGGUGAGAGAGGCCUACUCCGCACGCCGGGAGGGAGAGGGGCGGGCUCGUGCCCAGAGGAAGGGACCACGAUGUCUCGGGAACUCCCCGUUCACCCCAAGUGCCGACCCCGGCAGGAACGUAGACCUGGCAAAGACGGGUGGGUGUGGGCUCCAGGGGCCCAGAUGGGGCGAGUGUUGUCGGAAGAUGUUCCCUGCAGACUGGGGUGCGGGAGCUGACUGCAGCGGGAGCGGGGAAGAUCCAGGCCGGCGGCGGGAGGAAAGAGCCAGACUUGGUGAUGUCACCACAUCCAGAAGCCAUCACAGACUGUAUGACAGUGGAAACUGGUCCAGCUUGCAGAAGGUGAUUUCUAUCUCUGACUCUUUUGAAACUUUUAAAAAACUGGAGCCUCAGAUGUAUGUCCCCUGGUCACCCAGGACAGAGCUAGGAGGAAAGCAUAGUGCUGUUCAUUCUGUCACACCUUAUCCUUCACAGUUGUCCGUACUCUCCCAACAACAGCAGAAAAUGGACACAACUCAGGCAUCAGUGUCAUUCAAGGACGUGACUGUGGAGUUCACCCAGGAGGAGUGGCAGCAAAUAGGUCCAAUUCAGAGGACCCUGUAUAGAGAUGUGAUGCUGGAGAACUACAACAACCUGGUCUCAGUGGGGAACUGCAUUUUCAAACCAGCAGUAAUCUUCAAAUUGGAGCAAGGAGAGGAGCCUUGGUUCUUAGAAGAAGAAUUCUUAAACCAGAGCCACCAAGAAGAUUACAGAGAUGAUUACCUGAUCAAGAGGAACAAGAAAAUCAAAGACAACCACUUUCAGGAAGUAAUAUCCAUUGAUAAUAAACUAUUGACUGGAGAGGAAGAGGAAAUUUUGGGAAAACAGUUUAAUCUGCACAUAGCUCCUGUUUCAACAAAAAUGUCCUGUAAAUAUGACUCAUGGGGAGUAAAUUUGCAAAAUAUUUCCCAAUUUAUCAUUAAUAGAAACUAUUCAACAAAAAAACCAGAUUGCUGUAGUGUAUGUGAAAAUUUGUCUUUCAAAAUUAAGUUUGAGAGAAAUCACACUGGAGAGAAGUUAUAUGAAUAUAAUAGAAGUGGGGAAGCUUUCAGUUAUAAGGAAAAUCCUCCUGAGAGUCAAAAGUGUCAAACGUUGGAGCAAGCUUUUAAAUAUAAUGAAAUUGGAAAAACCAUCUAUGAUGAGGCUGCCUGUGUUACACAUAAGAAUAUUCACACAGGAGAAAAAUCCUAUAAAAAUGAUGGAUUUAGGGGAAAAAAUGAAAAAACAACUGUCUUUAACUAUAAAACAACUGGGACAGGGGAGAAAUACCCUCAUCUUAACCAAUGUGGGAAAUCCUUCUGUGAGAAGUCAGCUCUCAAGGAAUACAAUAAAUUCAACAUGGCUGUGAAACAUGAAUGUAAUGCAAGUGGGAAUAAUUUCUACAGGAAGUCAUACUUCACUCAACCUCAGAUACCUGUCACAGAAGAGAACUCAUUAGUAUGUAAUGACAGAAGACAAACUGGGGAUAAAUCCUUUGAAUAUCAUGAAGAUAGGAAAUCCUACCACAUAUCAGCCCACAAAGUACGACAGCGAAGUCACUCUGAAGUAAAACCCUAUAAGUGUAAUGAAUGUGGUAAAUCUUUCUUUCAAAAAGGACAUCUCAUUCAACAUCAGAGAACUCACACAGGAGAGAAACCAUUUGAAUGUAAUGAAUGUGGAAAAACCUUCUCCCAGAAGUCACACCUCAGUACACAUCAGAGAAUUCACAGAGCAGAAAAACCCUAUAAGUGUAAUGAAUGUGGGAAAACAUUUGUCCAGAAGUCAACCCUCAGGGGACAUCAGAGAAUUCAUACAGGAGAGAAGCCUUAUAAAUGUAGUGAAUGUGGGAAAACUUUUGUUCAAAAGUCAACCCUCAGAGAUCAUCACAGAAUUCACACAGGAGAGAAAUCCUUCCAGUGUAAUGAAUGUGGGAAAACUUUUGGUCAGAAGUCAAACCUCAGAAUACAUCAGAGAACACACAGUGGUGAGAAAACAUAUCAGUGUAACGAAUGUGAAAAAUCGUUCUGGCGAAAAGACCAUCUCAUUCAACAUCAGAAAACACACACAGGAGAGAAACCUUUUAAAUGUAAUGAAUGUGGGAAAACUUUUGCCCGGACAUCAACCCUUAGAGUGCAUCAAAGAAUUCAUACUGGGGAGAAACCAUUUAAAUGUAAUGAAUGUGGGAAAAAAUUUGUCCGGAAGGCAAUCCUUAAUGAUCAUCAGAGAAUUCAUACAGGAGAGAAACCUUUUCAGUGUAAUAAAUGUGGGAAACCUUUUGGCCAGAAAUCAAACCUCAGAAUACAUCAGAGAAUUCACAGUGGGAAAUCUUAUAAAUGUAAUGAAUUUGGAACAUUGUCUAAGAAGUCAACCCUAAAUAUUUACCAGAGAAUUCAGGGAGGGAGGGAAAUCCUGUUGAUAUAACUGUGGAAAAUCAUUGUGGCUGAAUCCAUUUGACUCCAGAAAAUCCACACAAGAGAGGAACCACAUACAUAUGAAUGUAGGAAAACCUUUAUCCAAAAAGCAACCUUGAAUAUAUAUCAGAGAAUGCACACAGGCUGAUACUCCUUUCAAGAUACUAUGGAAAGCCCUCUUGAAAGAAGCCAUGCCUUUUAAGAUAACUCACACAUAAUUGUCUGGGUCUCCCUUUCCUCCAAAUAGGGCUGGUGGACUUUGAAUGUUCAUGUUGUAUGCCGUAUCUAGUUCUGACAAAAGACCUCCCUGACAAACUACAGGGAUACUGUCAGAAUAAAACAGAGAUGACCCAAGACAACCUUGGGUAUCAUGCUUCAACAUGGCACAGCUUUUAUAAGAUAAAAGGGUGCCUGGAAUAUGUGGAACAAAAUUCUCAUUCCCAUCUUUACCAUUUGAACAUUUUAUAAUUAAGAAGUAAGCUUUUGUUCUAUUAAGCUCUUAAAUGUUUAGGUCUAUUUGCUUUUGAACAUAAUUUAGCCAUCCCUCUGCUGGGGAGGUAGAAAACUAUUUGAGUAAGCCAAGCUUAUGUCAGCCAGCGGGUAUAACACUUAUUAAAGUUUGGUGUUGGGAGGAGUCUCUCAAAGAUCAUCAAAGAAUUCAUUUAAAAAAAAAUCACCUUCUUUCAAUGUAAUGAAAUAAAUAAUACACCUGUAACAGGGCUUUCGAUGAACCAAAAGGUUGAAAGGUUUUUUGGUUAAAAUAUGAGUAUACCUCAUGCAACUAAAGUAAAUGUGGCUUGUUUAAUGUCAUGAAGCCACUCUCCUUCCACACUUCCUUUUACCUCCAUAUACCCCAAUAUUCGCUGCUUUAGGGGAGAGAAAUUUUCCUGUCUCCAAAGGGAACACAAGGCCAUUGACACCCACCCAAGUAUUUGAGGGAACUUUGAGGGAGGAAAGGGGUCCAAACUUUUCUGGAUCUAUGAGAUAUAAGUGCCCAAGUCAACAUCUUACAAUUUCCAUGGGAUUAGACGGUAUCUAGUUUUAGAAAAUGUUGUUAGGGCAGGGUUUACAGUAGGGAAGGGAAAUGAAUUUGAUCUUGGAAUAAAGGAGGCCCUUUAGGCCAGUACAGUAUACUGGGAUUAUUUCUAAAUCUGAAAGUAUAGUAGGAAUGUGUUCUAUGCUAUACUUCCCCUUCCCAUAACUCAGAGGAGAUUCUCCUAGUCAGGAAAAGUUGUGUGUAAAGAAGAUAACUUUGAGGUCUCACAGCCCUUAAUGACUACUUUGGGCUUCAAGUCUCUGUGACUUGUCAUUCUGUUGAUUGGAAUUUCUAGCAAAAGGAGAUGUCCUUAGGGUGGGGGAGAAGGGUUAUUUGACUUGAUACCCUAAUGAGGCUAUGAAGUAUACUCCUUUUGUAAAGCAGCCAUUAGCUUACUCUUGGGCUCUUUUACACUAGACACCUGACUCUGACUUGAUAUUCCAAUUUUAGGGUGUCAUCUUGAACUUAACUGGCUAACAAGAUGUAAAGUACUCAGGCCUCAUACCUGUGUAGAAUGCACAUGGUAUAUUUAAGAAUACAGCUGUCCUGGUCCCAGAAGUAUCUCAGCUGUACAUGAGGUGAUAGCAGCUAUCCCUUACAGAGGAAAUUUAUCCCCCACUCUGCUGCAUGAAGCAAAGCUACUGGCUCAGUAGGGCCCUCAGUUCAUAGAGGUUACUCUAAUUGGGCCUGGUUCACUGAAAGGCUAGUGAGAACCACUUGGGCACUGUGACUAGUCAACCUUAUUGCCAUUAAUGCAGACCUAAAAAUUGAUGUAGCUGAUCCUCUCAAGGGGCAGGACACAAGGAUGUUCUUAACUCUAGCAGAUAUUCCCUUUGAUAACAACUUCUGGCAUUUUUAUUUUGGGUUCUUACUGUGCCUAGCUGCUUGACACACUGGCAGUAAAACUGCAGACUGACAAAAGCACCCCUUUUUGGUGCUGUGAACUGUAGGGAAAAGUCAUAGCUGUUGACAUCUGGGUUGUUAGACUAGGUGCUCUUGGUAAGUGACUAUUCUAUGGUAAUACGAGUGGAACCAAGCUGCUGAGUAAGACUUCACUACCCUGAUUGCCAGCAUUGCUACCUGGAUCCAUCAUCAUACUGAUAGAGCAAAAUAUUCACCAUUUUAACUGCAUACAAAGUAAAGGUCUCUAUAUGUUCAGUGCUUCCUUUGAUGUCAUUUGACCUAAUACAAUUUUUUCUUUUGUAUUAAUAUCCAGUGCUCCACAUACGAUAUGAUAAUUCACCCCUUUCCUAAUGAUUUUAAAUCUGUUCAUAUUCUAAAUUGCCAUUUGUAAAGAUAUUGCACAGAGCUGCUCAUGACCCAUUCCCUACAUUCUGUUAUACUAGCAACAUAUCCACCUUUUGGGAUCAGGGCUAGCGUAUACCUCAUAUGAGCCAAAAUAUUCCUUUUCUAGCCUGAUACUGAAUUUUUUCACUAAAGAGUAUUUGAAUCAAGAAAAAGAAAAUAUGCCCUAGGACUACAGAAAUGGAACAUCAGACGCCGGUUAAAUUAUUACUCUAGAGCUGCCAAUGGCCUUGCAAAGAUGCAUCUGCAAAAAGAGAAGAUAAUAUCUAGUUAGUGCUAUAUUCCCUAAAAAUAAUCAAGAGAUUAUUGUUCACUCUGCUUUUAUAAUAGUUGGUAAUAUAAAGAGUCCUUCUUUCUUAGUUUCUUAAGUUUCAGUUUCUUAAGAUAUUUAGAAUCAUCACCCUUUUUUAUAUAUAAUCUUUUAGAAUUGUGAUUGGAUUUGCUAUUAAGUUCAAGAUCAUCUACCCAUCAGGAUGAAAUAAGUCCACCCAGGUAGUCUGAGUCACUCAUUGGGAGUACAGGUGACAAAGUCCCAUGAUUGGACACUUAGGCUUUACCUGCUGUCCCCUUGCUGGGGUAGGCCCACAGGACAACUCCCUGUAUAAUACAUUAUUAACUGGAGACCAUGGUCUGUGCUAUAGCCAUGAGUGCUUCUUUCUCCCUACUUGGCUAAUGACCUUUCCAGGUCAUGGGCUUUUAUUCCAACAUGGAUGCCACAUCUAGAGACCCUGGAAGAGUCAAUUUUCUGUCUGCCUGCCUAUUACAGACCUUUAUGCUAAUUUUAAAAAGCCUCCAUUGAGGGCAGGAAUUUUUAUGUUUUGUUCAUAAUGUGUAUCUCAAGCAACUGAAACAGACCCUCUACAUAUUGCUCACUCAGAAAUACUUCCUGAAGGUGAAAUUAUCAAAGUGAAAUCUGAAUAUAUUUUCUUUUGAUGCUGCAAAUGAUCUUCUGUGAUUAUUCAUAAUUUAUUAUAAAUAGUUAAGGAAAACUAUUGCUAUAAGCUCCACUGAAAGACUCUUCUGUUCUGGAUAUUUUCUAAAGUUGAUAAAAGAAACGUGUUAUUAAUGUUCAGCAGUGUACAGUUCUUCAAAUAUUUGUCACCCAAAAUAAGAUUUAUUUUCAGUAAACUAGAAUUCCCAAUUCAAAAUUAUGCCUACAUAUCAGUUUUUAUUAGCAUUGUAGAGUGCAGGCAUUUUUUUUUUUUACCUCUUUUGUUUGUUUUUAGCUUUGCUUCUACUAAUUCAAGCAAUUUUGCAAAACAAUAGUGAUAGUAAAUCAGAUUUUCAAGAUCCAACCAGAAGAAAAAGGAACUGGUUCUUGGGGUCAUCCCUUUACUCCAUUGUGCCAGUAGUUCCACUUGUUUUUAAUUUCCAAAUAAUUCUCUUGGCAGCUCCAAAAAGAAGUAUUUUCUCAGGUUCAAGGAUCUACUGAGAGAGGUGUCUGAUGCCAAAAGAAGGGGCAUAACACUUGUUCUGAGCUGCCUCCAUAUUUGUCUUUCCUUGCCAGGUGUGUAAUACUUUUUCUUCCUCACAUUAAAGGUUCCUAGGAACUCCAGAAGAAAUACAUCAUGACUUUUUAUGAGGGCAGCUUCACACUAUAAUGAGGGAGAAACAAAUUUAUUUUCUUCUUAGAGACAGCACAAUCUCCAAGUACCAUUAGCUUGCCUGGCCAACUGGCUAUUUUAAUGAUCUUUCAGUAUUCUAAAAAACUGACUUCCAGGAGCCCCUGACUGGCUCACUUCAUAGAACAUGGGACUCUUCAUCUCGGUCAUGAGUGCAAGCCCUGCAUUGGGCAUAGAGCCUACUUAACAAAAAAAAAACACUGCCAAAUCCCAGAACAGUAUAAUUAGCUUAACUACCAGAUGAUUGACUCUUAUACAUAAUUAAAAUAAGCUAAGAAACUAA
This is a messenger RNA of Leopardus geoffroyi (Geoffroy's cat), 9340 nucleotides long. RefSeq names its product zinc finger protein 782 (gene ZNF782). NCBI's taxonomy places the organism in Eukaryota, Metazoa, Chordata, Mammalia, Carnivora, Felidae. The record is from RefSeq and is a predicted model, not a curated record. Gene Ontology annotation, biological process: regulation of DNA-templated transcription.